Messenger RNA from Drosophila innubila, 2292 nucleotides. It is a transcript of the gene ArgRS-m, whose product is annotated as probable arginine--tRNA ligase, mitochondrial. The transcript is spliced from 4 exons. Gene Ontology annotation, molecular function: arginine-tRNA ligase activity; ATP binding. NCBI's taxonomy places the organism in Eukaryota, Metazoa, Arthropoda, Insecta, Diptera, Drosophilidae. Bases 36 to 1757 code for a protein of 573 amino acids. Gene Ontology annotation, cellular component: mitochondrion. Gene Ontology annotation, biological process: arginyl-tRNA aminoacylation; mitochondrial translation. The record is from RefSeq and is a predicted model, not a curated record.
CACUGAGCAAGUGCUACCACCCUGUUUGAAUUAACAUGACCAGCCGCAUCCGGCGCGCGAUUUGUGAGCAGUUGCCGCAAUUGGAAAACAUAUACUAUGCGUUGGAGGUGCCUGCCAAAAAGCAACUGAAUGCUGCUUCACGACCCGUGCUGCAGUGGACAUUGUCGGCAACUGUUGCACAACAGGAAAGCGAAUUGUUGGAGUCGGUGAAAAGUCAACAAUUUGAUGCCGCAUACAUUGAACAGGUGCGCGUGGUGCCUAGUGCAGGACGUAGUGCAGCUAAGGUGGAGUUCCAGCUGCAGCCAGAUGCAUUUGCAGCCCACCUUCUGCAAGUGGAGACGACCCCGACCCCUUCAGUGGCACCAGCUUGCGCUGAGGAGCACGUUGUUGUAGAAUACAGCUCGCCAAACAUUGCAAAGCCUUUUCAUGUCGGACACUUGCGCUCUACAAUCAUAGGCAAUGUGCUGGCCAAUCUUCACCAGCAUUUGGGCUAUCGCACGACUCGCCUCAACUACUUGGGCGAUUGGGGCACUCAGUUUGGUUUACUGGCACUGGGCGUGCAACUGAAGAACGUGUCCGAUGCUGAAAUGCGAGUGGCGCCUAUCGAAACUCUAUACAAUGCAUAUGUGGCAGCAAACAAGGCUGCCACUGAGGAUCCUGAUCUGGCUAAACGAGCACGCGAUUUGUUCACUGCGCUGGAGGCGGGCACAGAUGCAACCAUGACCAGCAAAUGGCAGCAGUAUCGUCAUUAUACCAUAGACGAGCUCACAUCUGUUUAUGAGCGCCUUGGGGUGCAUUUUGACAGCUAUGAAUGGGAAUCACAGUACUCACAAAAUGAGAUCAGUGAAGUUCUGGCCCAGCUUCGCUCAGCAGGGAUCCUACAGCGCGAGCUGGAUGGCCGUGAAAUCGUUGUUGUCGAUCAGCGUCGAGUUCCUGUGAUCAAAAGCGAUGGCUCCACUUUAUACCUGGCACGUGACAUUGCGGCUCUGUUGGAGCGUCAAAGGCGUCUACAGUUCUCAAGCAUGCUGUACGUCGUGGAUAAUGGCCAGACAGAUCAUUUCAAUGCCUUGUUCCAAACAGCUACGGCGUUAGACAAUCGCUUCAAUGGUAAACUACAGCAUGUGAAAUUCGGACGAAUUCAUGGAAUGAGCACACGCCAGGGCAAAGCCAUCUUCCUCAGCGAUGUGCUCAACGAGGCCAGGGAGGUGAUGCGCGAGAAGCGAACCCUCAGUGCAACCACUAAAGUUAAUAGCUGUAUGAAUGAUGAGCACGUUUGCGACAUUCUGGGUGUGUCUGCUGUACUUGUCAACGUAUUGAAACAGCGACGCCAGCGGGAUCAUGUUUUUAGCUGGGAUCAGGCGCUACAGGUAAACGGCGAUACGGGCAUCAAGCUACAAUAUACACACUGCCGUUUGCACAGUCUGCUGGAUAAUUUUCGACAUAUUCAGCUGGAGAAUAUAAAGCCAAGCUGGCAGCAUUUAACCCAAGAGCCAUCAGAGGCUCUGGAUGUGCUUUAUGAGCUGGCUCGCUUCGAGCAAUGCGUGUGGCAUUCCAAGGAGCAGCUAGAGGCUUGUGUGCUGGUCAACUAUCUGUUUGGCUUGUGCAAUGCAACGAGUCGUGCGCUAAAGCGCUUGCCUGUGAAGCUGGAGAGAUGUCCAGCGAAACAAUCGCAACGUCUGCUGCUCUUCCAUGCGGCUAAGCGUACGCUACAAUGCGGAAUGCAGCUGUUGGGCCUCAAGCCCCUAAACCAAAUGUAGUUGAUGCUACUUAAUUUAAUAACAUAAUUUUAUUGAACAUUUGAGUAGAAAUGCAAUGUAUUUAGCCGCUUAGCGCUUCUUCCACGUGUACUUGCGCCGAGCGCCUUCCUGUCCGAACUUCUUGCGCUCCCGCCGGCGGUAGUCACGUGUCAGCAAGCCGGCUGUGUACAGAAAGACAUAUGUAAAAGCAAUUAGUGACAAUGAUAAGAUGCGGGCUGGUAAGACAUCGGCACACUUACCCAAGCGCAUUGACUCAAUCAUCUCCUGAUCAACGAAGCUGCGCAAGCUCAUUGCAAUGCCCCAACGAAUGGCACCUGCCUGACCGGACGGACCACCGCCCUCCACAUUGGCCUCCACAUCAACUUUGCCCAGCAUUUCGGUAAAGUUCAGCGGAAAAAGUAACUGAAAAAAAUUCAGAAUACACAAUCGUUAUGUUAUCGCGUUUGAUGUCAAGUUCAGAGCGCUCGAGGCGGCUAUUGUUUAUAUACGUUAUUCAUAUAUAUGCAGAUAUACAAAAUAAAAUAAGUUGAUCAAA